Morone saxatilis (striped sea-bass) is the source of this 1880-nucleotide messenger RNA. RefSeq names its product C-type mannose receptor 2-like. The coding region runs from base 465 to 1151 and encodes 228 amino acids. The transcript is spliced from 2 exons. The record is from RefSeq and is a predicted model, not a curated record. NCBI's taxonomy places the organism in Eukaryota, Metazoa, Chordata, Actinopteri, Moronidae.
UUAUUGUACACAUUACAACACAAUGAAACAUUAUAAUAAACUUAACAGGUGCAUUUAGUGUGUAAAUAUAGUCUACACAACAGCGACACCUUAACACACACAAGCAUUCAUCCUGUACACAGCAAAAAAAUGGUUCUAGGUUUGAUAGUAGAUUUUUGAGUUAAGCUGAAGCAUAAUCUAGAGCCCUCAGAGCUGCUGACGUCAGCAAGGACAGUGUUGUCAGACUCCCAAAUUGAAUUGAGUUAAAAUGAGGCAAAAUAUUAGAGCGUUGUUUGUUUUGUUUUUUCACUUUCCAAUUCGAAUUGUGUAUCCCUCUACUCUUUAUGCUUUUGAAACAAGCAUAGAUGUCAUCAAACAAAUCCACAGAAAGUUUGGAGUACUAACUUUCCCACCUCCUUUGUGAAAGGAGGUACAAGAGCUACUAUAUCUGUAUCUGUUUAUGUUUUACAGGUACUAAUUACACCAUGAUUGAAAGAGAGAAGAACUGGUGUCAGGCUCUGCAAUACUGCAGAAAUGACAACACUGACUUGGUCAGCAUCGCAAAUGAAACACAAAAUGAGGCAGUGAUUGAAAUGGGAAGAAACAAAAGCUUUUGGAUUGGACUCAUGCAUGAUGAAUGGGAGUGGGUGGACAAAAGCUGCUCUUCAUUCAGAAAAUGGACUGAAAAACAGCCGAAAGAUAUGGCAGAAUGCACAUUUUAUGAUGGAUACAGUGUGAAUAUUACGUUGUCGAGUUCUGAAUGUAAUGGGCAAACCCGGAAUUCCCUUUGCUCCCAAGGUAAGGUGAGAAUCAAAGUCAUUAAACAACGUUUGAAUUGGGAAGAGGCCUAUGACUAUUGCAAAGCUCACCACACAGGCCUGCUGUGGAUUCAGGAUUCAAAAGAUGAGAAGGCUGUCCAACAGUGGCUAAAUCACACUGAUGUUACUGGUCCAUUCUGGAUUGGUCUGAGGCAGAGUCAAGUUUUUGGAUUCUGGAUUUGGACGAGUGACAGGAUAGUGACCAACAACAACUGGGAGAACGGCACACAACCUGAGCUUCCCUUGUCUAACCACUGUGGUGUCAUCAAAAACAACUUCAAGUGGAGUGAUGAAAACUGUUUAUUUCAGCUACCUUUUCUUUGUGAGGAGGAAAUUGUAUACAUGAAUAAAUAGUUUACGGUUAAAAAGGUUUGUUGAUAGAUUAGAUCUUAAUCAUGGAGAUAGAACCCUUGGUAUUUUCCUUUACUGCUCAGAACAGCUCCUAAUGGAUGUUUUUCUAUAAUUCAGUUGGUACAAAAUAAUCACACAUUUCUGAUUUUUUUAAUAUAUAUUUGGAAGUGUUUUUAUACUAUAUUAUUAUAUUCUGAAGAGAAGUUAAUUAUAUGUGUGUACUUAAUACUUAGUACUUAAUAUGUGUGUACUUAAUUUAAAUAUAUAUCUAUAUCUAUCUAUAUCUAUAUCUAUCUAUCUAUAUAUAGAUGACUUGUAAAUAAUGAUUCACAACAAAAAUGUGGUAGAAAUGAAUGAAUUUAUUUCAUGCUUAUAAUGACUGUAUUUUAAAAACUUACUUAAAUCAAUCCAAUCACUAUUUUCAGACUGAUAUAGGUUUGUAUAUCUGUUUGUAAGCAACCCCACUUGGGCCCCUGUUCUACCAGUAAUAAUUUAAAUAUAUAUUCUAUUUUUGUAUUCACAUUUACUCAGACCAACUCCAAAUAUUUUAUACUCUAUAGAAGAUUUGCUUUUUAAGUUUAAGUUGUAAAUGUGGUAUGAUGUGGAGCAGCACAUACAUAGAAGAUCUCACAGAAGAUGUCAGUUAAUGUUUGCUGUAUGCCUUAUGUUUCACUUUCAUGAGUUUUGUUUUGUGUAACUUCUGGGUAAAUUCAUUUCUAGAUAAUUUUGUUG